This is a messenger RNA of Macadamia integrifolia, 1940 nucleotides long. RefSeq names its product DPH4 homolog. Gene Ontology annotation, molecular function: metal ion binding. Lineage: Eukaryota; Viridiplantae; Streptophyta; Magnoliopsida; Proteales; Proteaceae. The record is from RefSeq and is a predicted model, not a curated record. The transcript is spliced from 4 exons. Gene Ontology annotation, biological process: tRNA wobble uridine modification; protein histidyl modification to diphthamide. Gene Ontology annotation, cellular component: nucleus; cytosol. The coding region runs from base 1315 to 1854 and encodes 179 amino acids.
UGUUUGACACAUGGAGAUCGACGAAUCCAACGGGUGGAUCCCUGUAUGAGUCUGUUUACCUCUUCCUGGAUAAACAGGUGCAAAUGAAAACGAACAACCAUGAUAGGAAUGAAAUGCCUGGGCCAGUCGGAUUCCAACCACGACACAAAUGAUUCCAUUGUAAGUUCCAUUGUUGUUGUUCAAAUUUCUACUACGUUUGGUUCAGAAAACCCUAAUUCUGUUCUUGGUCUUAGUUGAUAUUGGGGCUUCAAUAUUUGUUAGGGCUUGAACAGUUUAAUUCUUCCUGGAGUGACUUCUCAGUUCCCUUUCUUGAAGUGUGUCUUGGGUAUCUCAUUCUUCUUGGGAACAAUGAUGGAAAACCAGAAGAUGCUUUCAUGAACAUGAAGCUUUGAGGACCUCAAUUACUUAGUACUGCCCUUUUGCAGUGCGCCUUUGGUGAUCACAGUUUUAGCCCAAAAAAAAAAAAUGCCUUUGAUGAUCACAGGGCAGACCAUCUCGGCAGCAUUGGAUUGCAGAACCCAAAUUGGAUUCUCACGGAGCAGCGUCAGCAGCUCAGAAGCGUGUUCAGCAGCAAGGAGAGGAUAUGAGUAGUUGAAAACAGCCGUUGGAUUCGUUGGAAUCCACGUGUCGAGCAUCCGGCAGAUAGUUGGACGCUCGUUGGAGCGUCAGUCGUUAGAGACGAACCGGAUGAAUUGAAUGCUGUUGGCCAAUGGCCAUUCCUCUUUCACUCACGAGUCACGACUGCUUAAGAGAAGACAACAUUGCAGCCCUACGUCUUCCUUCCACUACUCGACUGCAACUUUUUCAAGGGUAGGGCUUCGUCCUUCUCCCUUCCAGAGUUUUUCCCCAUUUUCUCUCUGCGCUGUCUCUGUUCUCCUCGACGUUGCUCUGUUGUUAUCCUCAAGCGUCGGAACCCACAAGUAGCUCGCCUGCCGCUGCAAUCGAAGGCAACCCACGCUCUCUUGGGUAUACGCGGCAAGCUCUCCUUCCUCGCUGCAACUCUGCGAGCCCUGGUCCAAUUUCUCUCUCUCUCGACUACUGUUGAUCUUGCCAUUUGGGUUUUUCCCAUUAAAACUGCGAUUUCGGGUAUUCCCUGGGGGGCUGUUUGAAUUCCUGGUUGUGAAAGAAGGUUAGGGCUUUGUGGAAGCUUGAACCUCGAGGUGAAGCCGUGAAGGAUGAUAAAAGAGGAGAGAGGAAGAAAAGUGGAGCGAUUUAAGUGAUUCCAAGUAUCAGAUACCAGAGCUUAGCUUGUCAUUUGAGUGGUUCCAAGUGAAUUUGUUGUAUAGCUCAUAGGAGCAGUUUCUCCCACCGGCCAUGCCUCUUGGCAGCAGUUUGAUUCAGAAAACUUAUUAUGACAUUCUAUCCGUGAAGGAAAAUGCUAGUUAUGAAGAAAUCCGUGCAAGCUACAGGUCUGCCAUCCUUAAUUCUCACCCAGACAAGUUGCAUGGGAUGUCUGAGAUUUCUAAUACUCACCAUGAAUCACAAGAAAAAUUUCUCAUCAUACAGAAGGCUUGGGAAGUUCUCAGUAAUUCGAGUUCUCGGGCGGCAUACGAUAGUGAACUGCAGGAACUGAGACGGGAUAUGGGAACUGCAGAAGAUGUUAGUUUGAAGGACAUGGUGGUAGAAGAUGUUGGAGAAGUCCUGGAGCUAUCUUACCGAUGCAGGUGUGGUGAUUACUUCUCCAUUAAUUCUGCAGAGCUAGAGGAGAUGGGAUAUUCAUUAGAUAGGUGUGAGUGUAAGAUACUAUUAUGGACAGUAGAUGCCUUGGCUUCAUCAAUUGUUCUUCCAUGUGGGUCUUGCUCUCUGAAAAUCCAGCUGACUAUUGAUGCGGAUGCUGGUUUUUCUAGUCGAUGAUCAGCAAAACUGGUUGCCUUGGAGCUGUUUUGGCUUCAAGCAGAACAAUCUGUCAAGUCUGCCUAUGAUCUGCUUAAUUGGGGUGG